AUGGGUACAUUUUCUGGUUAUUCAUCAAAUAUUUUAACAAUUAAAAAUUUUCCAUUGUUAUUCAAUGAUAAUGAUCGAAGAGAGUUUUUAGAACACUUCGGUGCUGUUCGUGUACAUUGUUUAACUCGAUUAAAAAGUAUGUCCAAUAUUAUUAUUGCUGAUUUCGGGGUACAUACACAAGCAUCUCAAGCUCUUUCACGUUUACAUCAACUUGAAAUACUUGGUCGUCGAUUAAUUGUAGAAUAUUGUUUAUUAGAACUAGCUUAUUUAGCAUUUUCUACUUCGUCACCUUUAAAUAUUGAUAUUGACAAUAGUUUAUUACAUGGCAUUUCACCAGGUAAAAAUCAACUUCGAUAUUCAUUACCAUCAGAUAGAUUGUCAUAUACUUAUCCACCUAUUGAUGAAACAAUAUUAAAAAAUAUUAAUAAUGCUCUAUUGUCGAUACCUGCUUUUUAUACUCAAGUUCUUCAUCUUAUGAAUAAAAUGUCACUUCCAUGUCCUAUGAUUGUUGAUUCAAAUAAAAAUCAUCGAACUUUAUCAACUAAUACUGUAGCAUGUCAAACGAAUGAAUCUUCUGAAGUAGUUAAUAUGGAUACAGAUGAUGAUGAAAGUGAAAUAGAUGAUGGUGAAGAAGAAGAACGAGUAAAACAACAUCGUCGAUCAAUUUUACGAGCAGCAAUUCAUCAAACAACAGUAUCAGCAACACAAAUGGAUGUCACAAUGGAUGUUAAAACUAAGAAAAAAUCAACAAUCAAACUUAUAUUACCUCAAACACUUGACCGUUCUCGUAAAGAGGAUAAUCAUGCAACAUUAACAGAUAAGACUGUAUAUAAUUUCGGUCGACUAGAACCAACUCAACCAAUUAAUAAUUCUAUCAUACAAGAAGAAGAAGAACAACAACAACAACUGUCACCACUUCCUCUCAUUCCACUUGAAGAAUUAGUUAGAAAUCGUUUAAGUGAAGAUCAAUUACGUCUGUUUGAUAAUGGUCGUUUAUAUCGAAAUUAUCAACGUGGUCAACCUUCUCAACGUCUCUAUAUAAAAAAUAUUGAUAUAAAAAAUGUUAACGAACGUAUCUUACACUCUCUAUAUGAUCGUUAUAGACAAAAUUCUUUUGAAAUUGAUAUACAUCUUAUGCGUGAAGGUAAAAUGAAAGGUCAAGCAUUUGUAACAUUUCCUAAUGAAGUAAUGGCUUUAAAUGCAUUAAAUGAUACAAAUGGUUUUAUCUUACAUGAAAAACCAAUUGUUGUUCAAUUUGCGAGAACAGCAAAACCAAAAGACAUUAUUUGA
Messenger RNA from Adineta steineri, 1290 nucleotides. The record is from the annotation of a GenBank genome assembly. Lineage: Eukaryota; Metazoa; Rotifera; Eurotatoria; Adinetida; Adinetidae.